Molecule: messenger RNA, 1807 nt
Organism: Mytilus trossulus (common blue mussel)
Lineage: Eukaryota; Metazoa; Mollusca; Bivalvia; Mytilida; Mytilidae
Product: cAMP-regulated phosphoprotein 19-like
Exons: 3
Coding region: 120-485 (121 amino acids)
Cellular component (GO): cytoplasm
Molecular function (GO): protein phosphatase inhibitor activity
Source: RefSeq, a predicted model, not a curated record
CCACAUACUAAAAGAGGAAAAUUAAAUCUUUGCUGUUGAUUGGUGGAAAUUAUAAUACCGUGUGAGCGCCUCCAUCUACAAUUGUAAAAUUAGUGAGACCCGUUCAAAACAAGAUAAACAUGUCAUCGGAAGGAACUAUAGAUCGAAAAGAGCCAGAAUUUGUUGCACCAGAACCCACAACAAUGACGAUAAAGGAGAAAAUGAUGAUGGAAGAAGCCAAAUUAAAAGCUAAAUAUCCCAAUGUGAAACCAGGUGGACCAUCAGGACUAUUGGCCAAAAGAUUACAGAGAGGGCAAAAAUAUUUCGAUUCCGGCGAUUACAAUAUGGCCAAAGCUAAGAUGAACAACCCAAAGACCCCUUUGGCACCCACAGAAAAGAUGAUAUUACAGGAGUCCAUUGGCGAUGCUAUCCCUACACCAGAAUCCUUACCUCCCAGAAAACCCUCAAUCAUACAGAGUAAAUUAGCAGAAGGAGAAUUGUCAUAGAUGUUGAAUUCAUCAAGAGUCAUAGAAAUCAGGGAUGCCACAAUAUUGGUAGAUUUAAGUGAUUGACAGUAACGGCACACAAAGUGUAUUGUCUGACUGCUUCCACUGUAUGCUUGCCAAGUUGUUCACGAGCAUCACAUUUCUUUAAGGUCCCUGUAUACAGUAUUUCUGGUGUAAAACAAAAAUUACAAACAUAUGUUCAAUGUUUUUUGAGAAGUAAAAUAAAUUUUUGGGGUAUAUAUAUAUAUACAUGUACAUUUUGAUCAAUUUUAGUUUUUCAUUUUCAGAGAAAUAGUAUGACAAUGUUGAGUGACUAAUAUAAGGCAAAACAAGUUGUGUCAGGCCUAUAGAAAAGUAUGAUUAGUCAACAGUUCUAGCUUCUUUAAUUUUUCUAAUCAGAGAAACUGGUUUCUUGAUUGCCAUUACUUUUGGUAUCUUUUACUGAGUCAUAUUCUGGCUUGAGUUUUAAUUUAUUAUUUGAUAUAAGUACCAUUAUAUACAGAAUAUAUAUAUACUACAAAAAAUAUACUUUUGAAUGCAACACAUACAUGUAAUACUAUCAUAUUUAAUUGAGAACUGAUUAAAUGAAAUGUAAUUGAAACUAUAACUGAACAAUUUAAUUUGUCUACCAUCAUUGUGUUCCUGUUACCAUGGUAACUGGUCAAUUUGAGACUCUACCAAUGCUUUGUUAAUGUUACCAUGGUAACAGAACAAGUUAGAAAAUCUGCCAUCAUUGUACUGAUGUUAUUCCUCUGACAUUGACUAACAACUGACAGAAUAGUGCAAUAUUUAUUGAAGAUAAAAAUUGUCCCCAAGCAUUUGCCAAGAUAUGAUAUUGUUACUGACAAUAGCAUACAAUUAAAAACGAAAUAUGAAAUGGGUGAAUGCUGAAGUGUGCAAAAGUAUUUCAUAUUUUUAUAAAAAAAAAAAAAAGUGAUUGUUUUUGCUGUUAAAUGUAGUUUUGCUUUAAAUUAAGCUUUGAAUCUGAUGCUCACAGUCAACUAGUUUUUAAAAGUAAUUUUUCUUGACCAAAAAUUCAAUAACUAAGUUACUAUUUAUCAAUUAAUAAAACAUUAAAUAUUGUUAUUUUGUAUUGUUUGUACAUGUAUUUAUAGGGAUUGUGUUUCAAACAAUACUUUUAUACUGGGAAUUAUGUAUACUUCUCUUUAUUUUUUGGUAAGAAUUCUUAACUUUUCUGUUUUCAUUUUGUUCAAGGACAUGAAGGAGACAAUAUGUUUUUGUUUUUAAUAAUGUAUGCAUAUAUGACAGACAGUGGUUAUUAAUUGUCAUAUCAUGAUAAUGGGACACUACUUAUACAAUGU